Molecule: messenger RNA, 432 nt
Organism: Lathyrus sativus (Indian pea)
Lineage: Eukaryota; Viridiplantae; Streptophyta; Magnoliopsida; Fabales; Fabaceae
Source: the annotation of a GenBank genome assembly
AUGAUUUGUUCUUUAGGAGUAUCUGAAAGAGGUUCGCGGUCUCAAAAGCAUCAUGAUGUUACAAUUCAAGGUUUUCAAAAGAUAAUUGAAGAGCUCGAUUUGUUAGAUCUUAAGGACUCAAAUGAAGAUCUUGGUAAUUCAACAUCUGAGGUUAUUUCAAAAGCCUCUAGCAAUGAAAUAUUUGUGUGUGACCCUCCGGUUGCGACCACUAAAGGGCGUCCUCGAACAUUUCGAAUGAAAGGAAGCUUGGAAUUGUGCAAUAAAAGUGCAUUUGUAUGUAGUUAUUGCAAGAAUAAAGUUCAUAACAAGCGUAAAUGUUCAAGUUUAAAUCAAAUAAGGUGUGAUAUUAUUAAUGGACAAUUUUCAAAUGUUGAUGGUAAAGAUUCUACUGCUGAUUUUAUUCAAAGGUACUACCUCUGUUCCUUUAUAUAA